CGUCUGUGACGGACGCCAGCGCGGCCACAGAGGCCGCAGACGAGACUGGUUGGAAGCUAGUCCUCGGAUCGCCGCUCGAGAGCUGGGCGAUCAUCGUGACGGACCUGCUGCGACUGGCGCUGCGCCGUACCAGGUGGCACUGCGAGGGCGAGGCUCUCAAGGCCAUCAAGGCUCGCGGCCGCGAGGCACUCGCCCAGGCGCAGCAGCAGCAGCAGCAAGUCAUCCAGCGGCUGGCAGCCCAGGCGGAGUCCGCCGAGGCCAGAGUGCAGGCGGCAGAGGCUAUGGCUCAGGAUGCCCGAGGUCAAGAGCAGCAGCAGCGAGCAGCUCAGCCUGGUGUCCCGCCGCAGGAGACAAACAUAUUGAUUGACACACGGGUCCUCGGCAAGCCUAGUGACUUCAACGGCGAGCCUGGGACCUGGCGUGACUGGGGUACGAUUUUCCGAGCCUAUGCCAGCGCGUGCGAGCCAGCCCUGAAGGAUGCCAUGGACAGGGCUGAGCACGCCGACGCGCCAGUGCUGAACGCGACGCUGCCCGACGACCAGGUGCGCCUCAGCAGCCAGCUCUACUAUAUGUUGGUCAUGCUGAACAAAGGGCUCUCGUUAGACCGCAUUGUCAGUGCCGGAGUGAACGAGGGGCUGGAGGCGUGGAGGACCCUGGUCACCUUCCACGAGCCUCAGAGCCGCACCCGGGCAGCAGGGCUCCAUCAGGAGCUGCUCUCGUGGGACUUCGAGGGUGACGCCCCCUCGAAGCUGAUCGCGUUCGACAGGAAUGCCAAGCGCUACGAGCAGGCUGUGGGCGCAGAGUUUCCCGACGAAAUCAAGAUAGGCGUCCUGGUCCGCUCGCUCAAGGAGGGCCCGCUGCGCCACCACUUGCUCCUCAACAGCCAGCGGCUGAACACCUGGGAGCUCGUGAAGGCCGAGGUCGAGAACCUCAGGCGGGCCCAGAUUGCGACGACGGCGAGCACUGGCACAGGCCCGACCCCGAUGGACGUCGACUCCCUGGCGCGACAGCUGGCCGCUCUCGGCUUCAAGGGUGGCAAGAACGGCAAGGGCGGCAACGGCAAGGGCAGGAACGGCAGGGCCGGCAAGGGCAAGGGCGCCGACGACCUGCCGACCAAGCCGCGCCCGAUCUGUGGCAAGACAGGUCACUGGAAGCGAGACUGCCGGUGGAAUACGACGGCUGCGUCAGGCAAGGCACCGCCGAAGGGCGGUGGAGGUCGAGGUCGCGGCAAAGGCAAGGGUGAAGCCAAGGGCGGUGACGGACCGAAGCCGAAGCCACGUUGGACUUGUGGUUCGACAGCGCAUCUGGCCAAGGGCUGCCCGGUCGCCAAGAAGUCUGGCGCCCUGGGCGAGAUGGGCGAGCCUGAGCCUCCUGAGGGCUUGGGUGGCCUCUUCCUGGCGGCGCUCGACCUGUCGGCCAUGUCCUCGAGCUGUGAGACGGUGCGCUUCGGGAUCGACUCAGGCGCGGCGGUCACGGCGAUCCCGCGCGCGCUGGGGACCGACUACCCGAUCGCGGAGAGGCCGUCGGGAGCGCAGUACCUCAGCGCGACGGGCGAGCCGAUCCCAGACGAGGGCCAGCGCAAGCUCAUGGUGCAGACUGGUGGUGCGCUGCGUGGCAUCAGGGCCCGCGUCACGGGCGUCAGGCGGCCGCUGCUCUCGGUCUUCGACCUCGUGAAGAGCGGCCGCCGCGUGGUCUUCGAGCAGGACCAGCACGGCAACGACAUCAGCCACGCUGUCCACAUCGAGAGUGGCAAGACCGUCCGCUUCACGCGGAGGCAGCGCACCUGGGACCUGGACGUGAGCAUCGUGCCAGCUACGGAGGUGAGCCAGAUGUCCCAGACCCUCGUGCGGGAGCUGCCGCUCUGCUCGGUCGAGGGUUGCCGUGGCUGCAGCAAGCCACAGGAGUGGUACCUCAUGGAGUUGAUGAUGGACAAGUUGCGACCAUCGAGAGUCACCUCGGCGCAGCCGCAGGUGAUCCUGUCCCGCCAGGUGGAGCUGCCGUGGCAGGGGACGACGGAGUUGGAAGCACAAUCGAGCUCGAGGGUGACGCCGAGGAGCGCCACGAAUCUCAGCCCGCUCCAGUGCGAGCACGACGGGGGCCGAAGGAGCUUACCCAGGCUGAGAUCGAGCAACACGAAGCAGCAGGUCACGUACCCUUCAGAGACUGGUGCUACUGCUGCUUGGCUGGGCGCGGCCGCGCCGAUGGUCACCCAGCGGACGUUUGCAGUUGACUACGGAUACCUCGUGAAGCGGGAGGAGGUGGAGUCGGGCCAGUCCGUGCUCCCCAUCCUCGUCGGCAUCGACUCAGCCACCUCGCGGGUCAGCGCCGACGUCCUCCCGUCCAAAGGCAUCCAGCAUGAGUGCAACGUGGUCCGCGCCUUCUGCCAGGUGGAGGCGACCGGCCACCCGAAGAUCAUUUACAAGUGCGAUGGUGAGGGUGCCUUGGUGGCGCUCAAGCGAGAGGCGACGAUCCGCCUCAGGAACCUGAAGUUCGAGGUCGUGCCCGAGGAGGCGCCGGCCUACGACAGCGCCAGCAACGGCCUGGCAGAGGUAGCAGUGAGGGAGGUCAAGGGCGUACCACGGUCUCGGCGAGUCGCCCUGUCCCUGCUGCGCGGCACAGACAUCCCGAACGACCAUCCAGUGUUGACUUGGCUGGUUGCUCACGCUGCAGGGUGUAUCAAUCGUGGCAAGAUCGGCGCCGAUGGACGGACGCCGCACGAGAGGCACAAGGGCAAGGCCUUCCGCAAGGUGCUGCCGCCUUUCGGUGAGAUCAUCGUGUUCCUCCCGGGUGCGAGGUGCGACACCAAGUUCGAGGAGCGCUGGAAGAUUGGAGUCUUCCUGGGCGCCAUCGAGAAGUCGAGCGAGAUGCUCGUCGGCUACGACGGCAGGGUCGCACGUGCGCGGUCUAUCAGAAAGAGGCCGCCGAGUCAGCGGGCUGAUGCAGCCCUGUUGCUUUCGAUCAGGGGCGCGCCAUGGAUGCCGACCCCGGACAAGCCAGAGAACGUUCGCAUCCCGACGGUCAUUGACGAACCCCCUGUCGACCCCGCUGCACAGCAGCCGAGGGUUGUGCCAGAGCAGGUUCCAGCUGAACCUCGGAACGUAUACAUUCGCAGGAGCGUGGAGCUGGCCAAGUACGGUUUCACAGACGGGUGCCCGGGCUGCCUCGCGGCCCGCACCAACGCGCCAGCCAAGGCCCACAGCUCGGAGUGCCGUGAGCGCAUCCAGCAGGCCCUGGCGAACGACCCGGAGCUUGCCCCCCGAGUCUUCGGAGCGGCGGCUCGCCAGCUGGAGGCUGCUGACAGGGCGCCUGCGCGCCAGGAGGGCGCGCGCUCUAGGGCACUGCCUCAGGCAGCCAGCCCGGCCGAGGCGCCGAUGGAGAUCGCGUGCGGUCCAGCACCCCUCGCGCCAGCGAUCAGCGGCGAGCAGCCGAGGGCGCCCGCGCAGGCGCCAGCCACGCCUCAGGCGCAGGCUGCUGGGUCGAGCGGGCUCCUCCAGGCGCCGCCUGGAGCUGGGGAUGCCAUGGGCGCGGACUCCCUGGAGCUCUGCGCGCUGCUGGCGGCUUUCGGCGACUGGAGGGUGGCCGUCAGCGAGCUGCACGGACCAGGACGGUUCACAUCUCGGUCGAGUGCGUUCGACCUCGAGCCCGGCACAGCCUACGACACCAGGACCGGCUACGACUUCAGCCAGGAGGGCGACAGGCAGCGGGCGCAGGCCACCAUAGAGCUGGAACAGCCCCUGCUGAUCACUUGCAGCCCGAUGUGUGCGCCGUGGUCGAACCUGCAGGCUCUCAACGUCAUCCAGGGUGUGGACGUCAACGCCAUCAUGGAGCGAGGCGUUGCCCACCUGGUCUUCUGUGCCGAGCGCUACAAAGAGCAGAUCAAGGCGAUUGCCCGCGGCCAGCUGGGUGCGCUGGAGGCCGGGCCGCACCUGGGCGAGCCACCGAUCUGGGACGCCUACCCCGAGUACUACACGGAGAUCGUUGACAACAUCAGCGGGGCCGCUCUGGACCCCGAGCUCGCGGCAGCUGGCCGCAAGGGGGAGAUGGAGUUUCUCCGCGGCCUGGGCGCCUACGUGCACGAUGCCAAGCAGCGCUGCCGCGAGGAGACCGGGCGCGACCCGGUGCCCAUGAUCUGGGUGGACGUCAACAAGGGUGACGACCGCAAGCCCAACGUCCACUGCAGGCUGUGCGUGGCGGAGACACGCUACCGCACGAGCAUGGACCUGGGGGGCCCCUCGCAGACGUUCAGUGCGACACCCCCGUAUGAGGCUCUCAGGAUGUUGAUUUCCUUCUGCUUCUCGCCCAGGAACGCCGAUGAGGACCAGCACGUCCUCAUGUUCCUGGACAUCACUAGAGCUCACCCGCGCUGCGAGAUGAAGCGGAAGUUGUGGGUGAAGCUUCCUGCGGAGGAUCCUCGCUCAGCUGACCCCAGCGUGUGUGGGGUGCUGGUCAGGUGCCUCUAUGGUUGCCGCGACGCGGGUCAGAACUUCGAGCUGCUGGUCCGUGAGACGCUGGAGGGCAAGAUGGGCUUCUCCUGUGGCGUGUGGUGUCCCUGCAUAUACCGCAGAGGCGACGGCGAGCUCGUGGCCUACGUCUACGGCGACAACUUCGUGCUGAAGGGCUCCCGCACCGACAACCUGGAGUUCUACCGCGAGCUGCAGGAGUACAUGUGGGCCAAGCUCGAGGGCUUGUUGGGACCCAACAAGAGUGCUGGUGAUGUUCAGGAGGCGGUCUGCCUGAACCGCGUCUUCCGCUGGACCUCGGGAGGCGAUGUGGAGCUCGAGGCUGACUCCCGCCACGCGCUCAUCAUGAUGCAGCAGCUGAACCUCUGGCGCGGGUCGAAGGCCCUCUCGACGCCAGGAGUGAAGGCCAAGAGCGUGGACCGUGACGGGGUCCUGGAGGGCGAGGAGGCGACUCGCUACCGCAGCCUGGUCAUGCGAGCCAGCUAUCUCAGUGAGGACCGCCCGGAUAUCAAGUACGCAGUCAAGGAAGCAGCGAAGUACAUGCACGAGCCGUGUGAGCACGGCAUGGAGCUAGUCAAGACGAUUGCCAGGUAUCUCCUGGGCCGUCCGAGGCUGGUUCAGAGAUUCCGACGCCAGCGAUGGUCGGGUGUGCUCAAGGGCUUCUCGGACAGCGACUUCGCUGGCUGCCAGGAGACCAGGAAGAGUACGAGCUGCGGAGUCUUCCAGCUGGGUGAGGCCGAGUGGCGUGCUCUAGUGCACACUGCGUCCUGCGGGAUCGGCCUGGUGUUGUUGGCGCGCGACAUGGGAUACGAGCUGGAGCUACGUUUGGCUGGCGACGCUACGGCCGCCAGUGGGAUCGCGCAUCGCCGAGGGGCAGGGCGCAUCCGACACAUCGAGACAAAGACUCUCUGGCUCCAGCGUCACGUAACCGAGCGUCGAGUCAUCCUUUCCAAGACGCUCGGCAAAGUCAAUGUGGCAGAUCUCGGUACGAAGCAUCUGGCGCAAAAGGAGCUGGAUGAGAUGCUGGGACUGCUGGGAUUGUUCGCGGCUGCGGGCAAGUCUGACCUCUCUCUCGCGGUCGCAGGCAACUUGCUUGAGCCCGACCUAGCUUGCGAGCCCGAGGGCAAAGAAGAGGUGCAGAACCUCACGGCCGAGCGCCGCGAGGAGCUUGCGAAGUUCAAGGAAAAGAUUAUCCCGCCCAAGCCGAUUGCGCCAGAGCCCCUCGACGCCAAGUACCAGAGGCUCUUGGCUGCAGAGAGGAAGGCCGCGGCGGCGCUUACCAAGGCGGCGACCUCAGAGGACAAAGCCAAGGCAUGGGUGGUCGAGUGCGAGGUCCAGGAGACCCUCGCGGCGAUCAAUGAGGCGCGCGGCAGGCCGACGCCACCCGCUUUCUCAUCCACGGCGGGCGGCCUCAACCUCAGCAAGUUGCUCCUCAGCGGGGAAGACCUCGCGUUCGAGGAAGGCGAGGCCUUCGACACCUCAGACCUGGAGCUCGGCGCUGAGGACGCCCAGACGUGGGCCGACCUCAAGCAUAAGUUCCUCGACGAGCUCAAGGAGAAGGUCAAGGAGGUAUUCGGCGCAGGCGCCUCGGCCAUCCAGCGGCGGAAGCAGGAGCUCGAGGCCAUGCGCAGCAGGAAGCCGGGGCCGCACUUCGUCGCGGGACCGAUUGACUUCUGGGACUUCCAGGCGCUGACAAUUCAGAUGGAACAUGGACAACUUACAGUAAUCAUCGUGUACCUCACCACGUCCAUUGGCGCGGCGGGCCAGAACCUCAUCAAGCUCCAGAACCUUGGGGCAAUCAGCAAGAGCUUCACAGGAGAUUGUAUUGCCAUAGGUGAUUGGAACCCCAUUCCUUCGGAGUUGGAAGCAUCAGGUUGGGUCAGCUAUGUGGACGAGCGCACUUGCAAGCCCUCCAAUGUAUCGUUCGCCCAGUUCACGGGAGGCCGACUCCUCGACUGCGCAGUCAUCGGAGGCCCAGGCCACCAUGUGCCCGCCAAGUUAUUCGCAGAUACUAUGGGAGACCACAAGAGUCACAUGGGCUUGGUAGCACAGUGCGCAUCUCAGUCGGCGCCAGCAUGGGCGCUGAUACUUCCUACCCCGUUUUCUUUUUCACACCCUCCACCUGAGAAGAUGGCGGCCGACCCGAACAGCAAGAAGUCUCGGGCUAAGCAAGAGGCCGAGCAGCGCAGGCUGGAGCGGAUGCUGGACAAUCCACUGGAGGCACUCGACCCCGACGCCAGCCAGACGAUCUCCCAGCAGGACCCAGUGGGCGGCCCGCCCUUGCCCGCGCACGUGCGCGACCCGCCCAUGCCCCCUGGCACAGAGCGGCAGCUGGCCCGCGCCGGGGGGAACAACGCCGCGCUGACCAGGGACAUCAACCAGCAGCCGUCGCACGACCAGCUGCUAGCGGGCACUGGAGCGUGCACCGCCAACUUUGCCACGAGAUGGCGGAGCACGAUGGCUGCGUGCACACAGCCAGUGGCCAAGGCCCUUGCUCGCAUGGGCACCGCACUAUCGGAGGCUGGAGAGAACGCUGCUGACAUCAUCUACACUCACGCCCACUCGAUGCCCGACGACAAUCUGGUGCCCAUCGACUCGGCCACCAAGCUCAAGUGGCAGCACGGCCUGGCAGCAGCGAGGCAAUGGUCGGCCGAGCAGGCCUUCCAGGAGUGGGUCGUCCAGUGCACGGCCAAGAAGCCCAGCAAGGUUUUCAAAUGGAGCGUGGACUCGGCAGCAACCGUCAUGGAAUACGGGGUGGGCGCCGACGCCUCCACUGACCUCUACAGCAUCCUGGAGGGCAAGCGCGGGGCCUGGGCCAAGCGGCAGAGCGGCGCAGUCACCCUCACCCAGCUGACGGACUUCCGUCGCAAGUGCCUGAGCCUGGCUGCCCAUGGGGGCCCGUGGCAGCCCAUCGACGCUUACGUUAUCCACGACAAGGCCACUGUCUUACCCAACGCCACGGGCCGAGGGAGUGACAACACCGGGCCCCUGGACAUUCGCAACCUGCCAUUCCAAGCCAAGCAAGACCUGGCCGACUUUUACAACGAGUGCGAGCUACACAUGGCGUGGCCGUGGCAGCUGAUGAGCGCACUGGAGGGCAUGGUCCCGAAGCCCGACGGCUCCGAGAGGGGUGUGGCUCUCAUCCCCUGGGCGAUGCGCUUCUGGGCCCAGAUGCGCAAGGUGCUGGGGGCAAGCUGGUGCGCCGCCAAGGCUGGCCACUGGGACCAGACCAUCAAGGGCAGCAGCGCCCUUUAG
Molecule: messenger RNA, 7715 nt
Organism: Prorocentrum cordatum
Lineage: Eukaryota; Dinophyceae; Prorocentrales; Prorocentraceae
Source: the annotation of a GenBank genome assembly